AUGACUAACCAAACCACAAAUAGCCUGGCCGGUCGACAGCGCAGAUACACCGUGUCGCGUUUGCUUGAACUGGCUCCUCAAUCCAGACCUGCUCAUUUUGAUCUGUCGAAAUUCACCUACGACGCCGCUCGAGCCGGGGUGGUCCCUCCCCUAGGUGCCUGCGUCAUGUCCACCCGACGCACUUCGAGUGACCGUCCUCGUGGCUGGUCCCAGGAGUCUAGCAGCUCUCAAGAAGAAAUCAUCCUCUAUCGAGGCAACCGCAUUGUCAACCUACCCGAACGACAACCUACUGUCCCACCUUCUGAACGCAGUGCCCAGGAAAAUGAAGGCUUUGCUCGCUUUCUCAAGAAACACUCUUCUCCUACCCACCAACGUGUCACCGCUGGAGGCCGGAUCGUACCAAUGGAACAGCGGUCACGUCCCCCUCUCUUCUCCUUGCCGCGUGCCGGUCAAGGCACAGAAGCAGAUUCGAAGAAAAACACACGCGAUGAAGUCAAUGGGUUCAACAAGCCGAGUGCUACUGCUCUCAGCGAGGUAAAGGAACCUGUAUCGGACGACAACAUCUCUCAAACCCAGCCACAAUCACAACCUUAUGUGCCUGGAAACGUUGGGGUCGCCGAUGCUUCCGGAACCACCGCGGCCAGCAACUUCAAUAUCCUGCCCACAAGCAAUGUCUUUGCUUUUGACGGUGUUCACCCUCAACCAAAUUAUCUGCAAGCCGUGACAUCACCUCCUUACUAUGCACCAGUUCCAGGUGAUGCGUACCUUCUGCAGAAUCCUCAAUUGUACGCUGGCGGCGCGAUGUCCCUGACUGGCUUCAGCACCCCAUUCGGCCUGGCCUUUCCAAUGUCUUAUGUUCCGAGUCCCCAGAUACUGGGCUUGCCACCCUCGUGUGGUAUCCCAACCACUCCUACCGACCCUCAGCCUCGAGAAGAUGGAUAUAUCCGACAUAUGCUUUCUGAAAGCACUGCAAACUUUGAGGAGUAUGACCGACAACUCAAAGCCAUUGACCGUCACCGUGCUAUGACGGAGCUUGAUCCAUACAUCAGAGAACAGCGCAUGAAAAUCGUGCAGUUGCGGGGGGAAGCACACCGGCUGAUGACUUACUGGUCACAGCAGCUGGGUCCUGAUCACAAAGGCUCGGCGAAAACUUCCACCUAUCAACCGAUCAGCACUCUCAAUGUGAAAGCUGCCACAUACGUUCCGCUGAUUACUCAUCCUUCCCCUGAGAUAUUACCCAGCGGCAUUGGCAGCGCACCAGGCCCUCAAACCAUGCAGUUCGAGGCUGAGAAGCCGAAGUUUGACGUGCGGAGUACUCGUCGUCCCAUUCCUAUUGUUCCACCUCCUGAAGACUCACCAAGUCCAAAGAAGGAUGCUGAAAAUAGAGCCGGAUUAAAUGCUGAGUCGAUUGAGGUCGACGAAUGGGGCCUCCGUGUCGGUCCGCCGCCACCUGAGAUCCAACGCCAACAGAGUCAGAUGUUGGAAAUAUUGGUGCGCGAAUCCAGCAUCUCUCCAAUGGGUUCCAGUGAGAAUGCGCUCAUUGUCACUCCUGGACCAAGCUCCGACUCAAUUAGUCCUCGGGAGCAUGCUGUUGAAAACCAAAAGGUCCAAGGGAUGCCCGAAUUCAGCUCAGAGAGUGAGGAGUGGUUGCCAACCAAACCUGGGCGUGCUCCGCCGACUGUGGAAGCUUGCUAUGAGGUCCAGCUUGACGCCAUGCGACUUCCUCUGGGGGUGAUAAGCAAGGUGCGAAUGCCGGAUGGCACCAUUACUGAAGUUCGGGGUCGUGGCCUGCAGCGUCCACCAUCGUUCGAAAUGGACGAUUUUGAAAAGAGUUACUGGACGAAGAAGCCCACCGUGACGAAGGAAAUGUGGGAUAAUUUCGUCGAGGUGCGAUCCUGUGGCGAUGUUUCCAGCACUAUCGACACGAUCGAAUCCAAGCCUCUUUGCUUUGAAAGCGAUGAAAGCCAGAUGAAAGAGAACGCUAGAGAGCGGUUGCUGCGCCAGAGUCCCCAGUCACCAAUUGAGAAGAGCAACGAUUACAGGCUUGUGGCAAGGUAUUCAAACAACAUUCCGAACUUCCUUCCUGGAUUUGUUCGUAAAGGAGACAGAUCGACGGUUGAGCCAUCGACUGGUUCGGAACCAUGUCUGUCGAUGCUUAAACAAUCCUCGGCGUCCUCACCGUCGAUUUGGUUGCGAGGAGAAGACAGAAAUGGGUGGGCCUCGAAUGAGCAUUCGAGGAACGGCCGAGUGACAGGGUCUGAGGCUCUGAACAACAACAAAGGCUUUUCGUCCGUUUCUAUCCAGAACGUUCAUGCUAUGGGCCGGCUCCCACACUUGUUCGACGGCGCCAGCGAUAACCAGAGACUCUCAGCGAAGUCGAUGCUCUCCGCGGCCAGCAAAACCGCCAUACCAUAUCUUCCGCCGGGCGCAGUCACAUCUUCCCAGGGAUUCUACGAGUCCUAUCCUGGAGAGGCUCGCGGCAUGACCGUGGAGAGCGAAGAUUGA
Molecule: messenger RNA, 2505 nt
Organism: Fonsecaea erecta
Lineage: Eukaryota; Fungi; Ascomycota; Eurotiomycetes; Chaetothyriales; Herpotrichiellaceae
Exons: 4
Coding region: 1-2505 (834 amino acids)
Source: RefSeq, a predicted model, not a curated record